Adineta steineri is the source of this 1584-nucleotide messenger RNA. Lineage: Eukaryota; Metazoa; Rotifera; Eurotatoria; Adinetida; Adinetidae. The record is from the annotation of a GenBank genome assembly.
AUGCCGCAUCCAAAAAAGAAAUCUGCUUCCCGAAUUACAAAAACUCAAUCUGAGUUACAUUCUAUUAUGAAUAACAAAGAAAAUUUUGCACUUGAUCAUGAAACAAUAUGUGCAGAAUGGUAUCGUUUAUGGUCUUCAUUUGGUUUUACUGAACAUCAAUGGUCAUCUCGUGCAACAAAAGUAGAAGAAUAUACACGAAAAUUACUCGAAAAUAAAAUAGUAAUUUAUAAAGAACAAAUAAAUAAACGAAAAAAAUUAGUUAAACAAUCAGUUGAAGAUUAUGAAGAUUUAAUUCUACGUACAGGUCUUCCAUCUUCAAUUGAUGUUUGUACUCAAUCAAAAUUCGAUGAAUUAAAAUUACGAGAACAAGAAAUUUAUAUCGAAAAACAAAUGCAAGAAUUAUUAAUUCAUGAAGGUCAAUUAAUACAUCAACGAAAUGAACUUGAAAAUCAACAAAAACAAUUAUGUACAUUACUUAAUAGUUCACCCAUUGAAUUCGAUGAAAAUAUUACAAUAUCUCUUGUGGAAAUCAAUCAAAAAAUUGAAGAUCAUAUUAAAAUGCUGAAUGAUUUAAAAAAUCUUCGUCUUAGUCAAGUUUCAUCCUAUUAUCAUACAUUAAAACAAUACUCCGAACAAUUAGAAUGGAUACCAUUACAAUUAUCUACUGUCGAAUAUCUUCUUUCGAAAAAAUUCGAUUUAUGUCUUACAGCCAACUGUUUAAAUGAAAUUGAAAAUACAAUACAUGAUUUGGAAAUACAAAUUGAAAAACAACGAACUCAUUUUUUUACAUUACAUAAUCAAUUAAAACAUCUUUAUGAACGUUUAAAUAAAAAUCCCGAAGAAGAUUAUUGUUUGGCAUAUAAAACUGGUAGUGAAAAUAUUACUGCCUUUAUUAUUAAACAACUUGAACAUGAAAUAGCAUGUUGUCAUGAAGAACGAAUGAAAAAUGGUAAUGAAUAUCGAAAUUCAAUUCGACAACAAAUUAUUGAUUUAUGUAAUCAAUCACAUUUAAGUGAUAAUGAACGAAUUAUUCUCAAUCAACUUGAUAAUGAAACUUUAUCAGCAGAUUUACUUGAUGCAUAUGAUGCUGAAUAUGAACGUAUUGCUCAACUUUAUCAAAAACGAAAACCAGUUAUUGAUGCCUAUGAAAAAUGGCUUACAUUUUGGAAUGAUUUUGUUACAUUUACUAAAGCAUCAACAGAUCCAGCUCGGUUUCGUAUACGUGGAUAUAAUGCUGAAACUGAAGGAUGUAAACGUAAAAAAUUCCAUCGAGAAUUACCACAUAUUGAACAAGAAUUUUUAAAUGUUUUAUCGGAAUAUAAUGAUCCAUCAUUUAUGAUUGAUAAUAUACCUAUACGUCAAAAAUUUGAUGAAGCUCAUCAUCAAGUACCAGCAUCAGCUUUACCAACUUCUGCAAAAACAAUAGCAGUAUCACAACUUGCAACUCUUACACCUGUUCGAUCUCGAACACCAGCUGCAACUCCUCGUAAAGUUGCGACUAAAGAAACGAAUGCUGCUAGUACAGUACGUCGUCCCGUUAAAACACCAUCGGCAACUACUGGAAGAAAAUUAUUAAAUAAAGUA